This is a messenger RNA of Paecilomyces variotii, 1308 nucleotides long. Its product is annotated as cytochrome P450. The transcript has 2 exons. Gene Ontology annotation, molecular function: iron ion binding; heme binding; oxidoreductase activity, acting on paired donors, with incorporation or reduction of molecular oxygen. The record is from RefSeq and is a predicted model, not a curated record. The coding region runs from base 1 to 1308 and encodes 435 amino acids. NCBI's taxonomy places the organism in Eukaryota, Fungi, Ascomycota, Eurotiomycetes, Eurotiales, Thermoascaceae.
AUGCUGGGGAUCUUGGCCCGUCCCGAACAUGAGCUCAGUCACGCCGACGCCGUCUUAGAACUUGUUCAGCUAAAGUAUGCGCUUGGCCAUGAGAAAUACAAAGCCGAUCCCUGGCCGUGUAUGCUUGUCAAGUCGGAUAUCAAUUCCAAGCUGGAGGCCGUCUGUGAGGGUAUGAAUGAGGAAUUGAAGUAUGGAUUCGAUAAAUAUAUCGGAUGUGAUAAAGAGUCAUGGAAGGAAGUGCAUUUGUUGGAGACUAUUCGAAUGGUCAUGAUUGCCGCGGCGAGUCGAUUUAUGGUUGGGUUUCCUUUGUGCCGCAACGAAGUGUAUCUUCGAGCCUGCUGGAAGGUCAAUGAUGGGAUUGUGAUCAACGGUGGUCUCACUGGUGCCACUCCACGUCUUCUGCGCCCAAUCGUUGGUCCGUUGGUUACUAUGAAUCUCCGUCGAAACAUCGAACAGGUCAGGAAACAAGUAGAGCCUAUUUAUCGCCAGCGGGUACAAGCAUUGAGCCAGCACAACAACUCCGGAAAGCUCGAUGGCAAAGAAUCUCAGGAUCUCUUCCAGAAAAUGCUGCAUUACGCCCAGAAAGAGCGACCAGACGAACUGCACGACCUCCCCAGCAUGUCCAGACGACUGUGUUUUGCCAACUUUGCAGCCGUACAUCAGACAACCCUCCUUGUAACAAACAUGAUACUCAAUAUUCUCGCCUCAGACUCGCAAUACAAUACCAUCUCCGUCCUCCGCGACGAAGUCACCGAUAUCAUUGGUCCCGACAGCAACGCCAAAUGGACCAAAUACAAGGUCGCACAGAUGAUCAGAUCCGACAGCGUAGCUCGUGAAACCAUGCGUCUACAUUCAAACACCAACAGGGGCGUCUUCCGCAAGGUUCUAACCGAGGGAAUCAAGACGGAGGAUGGCAUUGAGCUUCCCAAAGGCGCAUACAUCUCCUUCCUGGGUCGUCCACUCCAAUGCGACCCCGAAGCCUUUGAGAAUCCUCUCGAGUACGAUCCUUUCCGGUUUUCUCGAGUCCGGGAGACGACUCCCAAAGAUACGAAAGGCAAGUCAAUCACGAACCAUCUGAGCUUUGUGUCGACAUCGCCAGAGCACCUGCCUUUUGGCCAUGGACGUCAUUCAUGUCCGGGUAGGUUCCUGGUUGAUUUUGAGGUCAAGAUGAUCAUUGCCUAUCUUCUAAUGAAUUAUGAUAUCGAGUUUCCGGUUGAGUAUGAAAGAAAGAGACCUGCAAAUCGGUGGAUGGCCGAGGCUCUGGUUCCGCCUUCAGGGGUGCGAAUCAAGAUAAAGAGGCGAAGCUAA